AUGCUCAUGCUGGCCGUCUACAAACGCGUCUCGCGGUCCAUCGAGGGCGCUCGCGACGGCAGGUGGCAGGCGCCGGCAAAGACCGGCCGUUACGGGCAACUUUUUGAACUCACGCACAAGACCGUAGGUAUCGUCGGAGUCGGCCACAUCGGCUCGCUUGUUGCCCGGCGGCUGCGGGGUUUCGAGACCACGACCCUAUAUCACGACGUUCGGGCGCUACCGCCCGAUAUCGAGCGCGAACUGGAGGUCACCCGCGUACCAUUGGACGAACUGCUGGAGCGGUCCGACAUAGUCACUGCGCACAUGCCCCUGAACUCGGCGACCCGCGGGAUGUUCAGUUCCCGCGAGUUCAAUUUGAUGCAACCACAGGCGAUUUUCAUCAAUACGUGCCGGGGCCCGGUGCACGAUGAAGACGCCCUUAUUGCAGCGCUGAGUAACGGGGACAUUCGGGCCGCAGGGCUCGAUGUGACGGAGGUCGAGCCGACACCGGCGGACAACCCGCUGCUGAACAUGGAAAACGUAAUCGUCACGCCGCAUAUAGCGGGUUCGACCGAGGAACGCGUCGAUCGGGCCCUCGAAUUUUCGUACGGCAACGCGCGGCGGGUUCUGAACGGCGACAAGCCGCUGAGCCCCGGUGGUUAUCCAGGACUGAGUCAGCCGCGUCCGUGUUCAAGCCAUCCGGCAUUUUGA
Messenger RNA from Geodia barretti, 690 nucleotides. The record is from the annotation of a GenBank genome assembly. NCBI's taxonomy places the organism in Eukaryota, Metazoa, Porifera, Demospongiae, Tetractinellida, Geodiidae.